This is a messenger RNA of Anisakis simplex (herring worm), 615 nucleotides long. The record is from the annotation of a GenBank genome assembly. NCBI's taxonomy places the organism in Eukaryota, Metazoa, Nematoda, Chromadorea, Rhabditida, Anisakidae.
AUGGUUACAGUGAUGGCCGUACGAAACAGCUUUGACGAUACGGACUUCAUCGAGCCAGAAGAUGACUUUGCCGAGGAUGAUCUGUUUACUGCGGACGAUAAUAACAUUCCAAGUUUGGUUCUGGGUGAUGCAAUGCAGAAAUCGUUUCUGGAACGUGACAAUUUCGAGAAAGAGCUGGAUUUGGCCGCAGACGAUCCGUUCGCUGAGGAUUUUACGGAUAUCAGUCAGCACGAUAUUGUGAAUGUUAUCGCGGACGGAGAUCGCGUUGGAAGGCCAAUAAUCGUCAUUUAUGCGUAUCGAUUUCCGUCGAAUAAAACAUUUGAUCAUCAGAAAUUUUUGAGGUAUAAAAAGAAUCUGAAGGCACUAUUCCUGGUGCAUCCGACACGUUUCAUACGUUUCGUUUGGGGUAUAUUCAAGCCGUUCAUAUCGAUAAAAUUCGAACGAAAAGUGCAUUAUGUGAAUUAUUUGAAUGAACUCAAUGCAUAUUUACGUGUGGAACAGUUGAAUUUACCACAACCAAUCAAAGAGUUCGUUUGUUGUGUUGAAAUGUUAUCGUUUCGGGUGGGGAAUUUGGUAGAUCGGCAUGAAACUCGUUGGUUCGGAGGGAAUUUUUAG